Messenger RNA from Sphaerodactylus townsendi, 711 nucleotides. RefSeq names its product mitochondrial ribosomal protein S16 (gene MRPS16). Lineage: Eukaryota; Metazoa; Chordata; Lepidosauria; Squamata; Sphaerodactylidae. Gene Ontology annotation, cellular component: mitochondrial small ribosomal subunit; ribosome. Gene Ontology annotation, biological process: mitochondrial translation. The transcript is spliced from 3 exons. The record is from RefSeq and is a predicted model, not a curated record. Gene Ontology annotation, molecular function: structural constituent of ribosome. The coding region runs from base 180 to 593 and encodes 137 amino acids.
GCGCCCUUGGUAGAGCUGGGGAUUUUCACCUUGGUGCAUGGCUCUUGGAGCUCGUUAAGAUCGGGGUGGGUGGGUGGGUGGGUGGUGGAUUUACAAGCACGUGUAACAAACGAGACGACUUUGUGCUUCUUUGAGGAUCUGAUUCUUGCUUUUCUUCUCUUUCCCAGCCAAAAGCCAUCAUGGUUCACCUUGGGCAGUACCUCAUGAAACACUACCACAAGUCUCAUCUCGUUAUCCGCUUUGCCCUCGGUGGCUGUGCCAACAGGCCUUACUACCGCAUUGUGGUUGCGCAGAACAAGCGGGCCCGUGAUGGCAAGUACGUGGAGCAGCUUGGCUGCUAUGAUCCACUCCCAAAUGACCAUGAUGAGAAAAUUGUUGGCUUGAACUUCGAGCGAGUUAAAUACUGGAUCGGCUGUGGGGCCCAGUACAGCAAGCCUCUUCAAAAACUUCUCGGACUCUGUGGAUUCCUCCCCCUGCAUCCCAUGACUGUCACAAAUGCAGAACGGAUCAAAAGGCAGCGAGCUCGAGAGGCUGCUUCAGUUACUGAGGCUGCUUCAGUUGCUGGGGAAGAGAAGACGGCUGCAAAAGAGUGAAGGCCAACUGGAGAACAGACUGUGUUGAUUCCUUCAAGGACUUUUUCUCAUGACCAGCAAGUGCAUAGAAGCAACUUGAAUUCCCAAGAUUAAUUAAAACUUCUUUCUGUGCACCAUU